Molecule: messenger RNA, 2020 nt
Organism: Cryptomeria japonica (Japanese cedar)
Lineage: Eukaryota; Viridiplantae; Streptophyta; Pinopsida; Cupressales; Cupressaceae
Exons: 10
Coding region: 244-1635 (463 amino acids)
Molecular function (GO): protein binding
Source: RefSeq, a predicted model, not a curated record
GAAAUGAAGGGGGUUUAUGGAGGUUAGGUUCUAGAAGGUGUCAAAGCAAGGAGAAAUGUAUCGAUAUAUAAUUGACCUCUUCUAAAUGAGAGAUAUCACUUCCAAAAAAGGACAUUCGCAGUACGGUCACAGGCGAGCCGUUAACCUAAAAAUACCUGGAUAUUCAAAACAGCAGGAAAACGAUUUAAGAGAGUCGAGAUUUAUGAUGGUGUGAGUUGCAGAAGUAUAAGAACAAGGUGAAAAAUGGGGGCAAUGCAGCGGUUGACUCUUCCAUUGAUUUCAGCUCAACAUCCUGACAAGGACUUGGCCACCAUCACAACUCUCUCAUUUCCCAAACGGGGUAUUACACAGAUUGUAGGACUUGAUGCCUGCGAGAAGUUAUCACGCCUUGACCUCAGCAACAAUAGCUUGUCUUCCAUUGAGGGACUUGCAUUGUGUUCAAACCUAAAAUGGCUUUCAGUUGCAGGCAACUGUCUUCAGAGUUUAAAAGGAAUUGAAGGUCUAGUGAAGCUCACUGUUUUGAAUGCAAGUCACAAUGAACUGACAUCCAUGGAUGAGGUUUCACUCCUUGUGGAUCUUCGGGCUCUCAUCUUGAAUGAUAAUGAGAUAGAUUCAAUUUGCAGGUUGGAUCGACUUAUUAAUCUCAAUACUCUGGUGCUCUCACAUAACCCUAUUCGUGAGUUGGGAAAGUCAUUGGCAAAGAUAUCAUCUAUCUCGAAACUCUCCCUGUCAUAUUGUCGAUUGCAAACAAUUGGAACAUCACUUAAGUGUUGCGUGGAUUUGAAAGAGCUCCGUCUUGCUCAUAAUCAGCUAAUGAAUCUCCCGAAAGAAUUGGAGCAGAAUGGCAAGCUUCAAAUCCUAGACUUGGGACAUAAUCAUCUUCGUCUCUGGUCAGAAAUACAGGUUAUUGGUGUUCUACAUGAAUUGAAAAACCUCAAUUUACAUGGAAAUGGUGUAUGCGAAGACGAACAAUAUCAGAGCAAGGUCAAAGAAUUGCUUCCAAACUUGCAGAUCCUUGAUGGACAUCCUAUUGCGAGCAUUCCAAAUCACCAGAAGAAAAGGAAUAGAUCAUCGAAGGGUCAUGAUCAUGAGGAUCUCAGUGAGGAUGCCAAUGCUAUAAUUGCAAAUCUAGCAACUCACAAGAAUAAGGGACAUGAGACCACUCGCAAAAGACAUUCUAAAGAAAGUAAGGGUGAAGAUAAAAAGGAAAGAAAAUUAGACAAAAAUGAAAGUGAUGACGACAGGCCUUUCAUUGAUCUAAUUGCCCCUUUGGAAAAGGCUACAGAAUUAAAGAUCAAUGCAGUUGCUAAUAUAAAAAAGAGGAAAUCUGAUGGUUCUGGUGAUUUACCUAUCUUAAAAGAAAAAGUGGAUAGUGGCGUGGUGUCUAUUCUGGAAGGGAACACAAAAGGCAUCCAACCUAAAGGGAGAGUUGGUAAACUUGGUCCCAUGUUCCUUCGCAACUUGAGAGAAGUAGAAAUUGGAACAGGUGGACCAUCAUCUUGGGAACCCAAACCUGAAGAGAGCAAAUCACAGGAAAACCAAGUCAAUUCUGGUGCCUCGUCUCACAAUGAGUAUACAUUUAGAAGUUCCUCGUAUUCUCGAUGGAAAUUAAAGGGAUCAAGGACAGAAAAAUAGAUUGCAUUUACAUUGUUUUAAUUCUUCGUUUAUUGUUAUUGCUCUCAUGGAGAUGUAUUCUGACCACGUUAACAACUAAGAGAUGUUUUCUUAGAUGUUUCACAUGCAUGCUUAAUGAAUCCUAUAGAUAUAUAUUUCUUUAUAUGUAACUUUCUAGGGAACUAUUUCUAUUUCUCUUUUUUUUUUUUAACUAAAUUUUAUGCAUGCAAGUUGAUAAUCUUUCAAACAUGGAUCAUAUAUGUCAUUUUGUUGGCAGAUAUGACAGGUCAGAUGGAGCAAGUAGCAUUAGUCAAAAUUGUACAGAAUAUGUAGUCCUUAUUCUCUGUUCCAGAGUAUUAUUAACUUUAUAGGAAGGAAACUGAAAGGUUUCUCAUGAUAUUGAACA